Molecule: messenger RNA, 3816 nt
Organism: Microsporum canis CBS 113480
Lineage: Eukaryota; Fungi; Ascomycota; Eurotiomycetes; Onygenales; Arthrodermataceae
Product: clumping factor B
Exons: 4
Coding region: 1-3816 (1271 amino acids)
Source: RefSeq, a predicted model, not a curated record
AUGCGCCUUCAUCUUAUCAUUCACCGGCAUGAGCUACCGGUUACGCGCCUCUUAUGGAGUACUCCUGUAACGCAGAAUUCUGGCUUACCGUUGUCCCGCCAACCUUCGGCCUUGUCGUCCUUCACAAGUUCGGGCCCUGCCUCUGUUCGUACUCUAAGCGCCAGUGCAAGCUUUAACACUGCCUAUACCUCUACCGGUGCUGCUGGUGGUGGUAACGAUGCCAAUUAUAUCAUUUCUCAGCUGUUGGCAGACGUAAACGAGGUGGUACCACUGGGAGCCGCAGUGAGUACUGGAGAUGCAGCACAUGAUAAUAGCGAGCACUGGUUCCUCCAUGACUAUGUUGUGGAAGUCAUGAACUCGGAAUGCUUACAUUUUAUGCGUGUUGAUGCUCUGCUUAGAGAAGGUGACGAGGUUGUUAUUCGUCCCCUUGACCCUGAAGACAUAGCCACUAGAAUAGCAACGGGAAGACGCCAAAUAGCUGCUAACGGAACAUACCUAAUUGAUGGCGUCCCUUUCGGAAAAUCAAGACAAGAUCUCAAACGGACAACAGUGUCUAGACCGUCUAUCAAUAUUCCUCCCAGAAAUAAGAGAAGACGAUUGGAAACCGGAGACUGGAGCCAUGGUGGUGGGUUGGAGGCCACUUUACCGCUUAACGAUACGACCGUGGUAAUUGAAGAUGUUGCCGCUCGGAGGGAAGACGUCGUGCGCUCAGAGGAGCCGCCCACCACACAAGCCCAGGCCGUUACGGAAACCCAAGAAGAAGAAGCUACAGCCGGAGAUGAGGAAAAGUGCCUGUCUACUGUUGCCGGGGGUGUACCUGUUGAGCCACCCGUAAUAGAAAUGGAGAGUGUAAUAGCUUCCACUCCCAACGUUAAGCGGCGUAAAACCCCACACCUCACGCCCGAGAAAGUUCAAUUGCCAGGCCCCGAAGACAAAAGUCACCUGGAAGAGCCGUCUAACAAAUGUUCGUCGGAAGAGGAAAGUUCUAGUUCUGAUGAAGAUGACUCUGGUAAUGAUAGCAGUUCAGACUCAGAUUCAGACUCGCAUUCCAACUCAGAUUCGGAGCCAGAUUCCAACUAUGAUUCAAGUUCAGACAUUAGUUCCAGCUCUGAUUCAACUUCUUCCGACUCGGACUCAGAUUCUGAUUCCAGCCCUGGCUCCUCACCAAAGGUACCCUCGAGCAACAAUAAACCAUCCGAACUAGAAACAAAUAAAAAGAAUAGCACCGAAAAAGGACAAGUCAACCCACCGGGCCACGGAACAGUACGUACAAAACGCAGCAAUCUAAGGGCAAAAUGGCGCAGAAGAUUGCUCCGACUAAAAAUUGCGGGGAUUUUAGAUAAAGACGCUAAUUUUGAUGACAUGCGGGCCUGGGAGAAUGGCAAAGGAGGUUCUGCAGCCAUAGACUCUAUGCUGGAGGUAAUAACUUCUAAGGAAAAAUCAGACUUUGAGAAGAAGAGAGAGCAGCUACUACGGGACAUAGCGGAAGGAGGUGUUGAGAUACCAUCUCCAUCGAGCGAAAAAAGAAAGCAUCAAGUGGUUUCGCAAGCUGUCGAGGUAGACAGCAUUCAUACUUCGACUCCAGCUCAGGAUAAAGCUUCUCCCUUAUCAAAUUCUACCGCCUCAACGAGGCAAUCGAAACUAGAUAUUGCCAGCACUCGGCGUCUUCUAUUCGGCUCUUUGGGCGUCAAGCCUCCCAAAACGAAAGAGGAAGAAGAGCAGACUCGAAAUAAACUUGCACAAAAAUAUAGUUUAACCCCAAAGGUUACUGCAAAGAAACCCAGGUGUAUCACUUCGGAACCUUCAAAAGAAGUAAUCCAGCCAGUUGAGAAUUGGCAGGACAGGAUCGUUCUAAAGGCCACGGAAUGUGUUUAUGAUGAUAUCGAACUCUCUACGCCUCCAUUCCCCUUUGUACAAAGAUGGGAUGCCGAUGCUCAUGCUGUCAUUCAAGAGUUACGUGCUAGCCAGGCGCCUCAGAGCAAGAAAAGGAAAAAGAAUAAGCACAAACGGCAAUCUUGCUCUAAUAGUGCCAAUGAGAAACUAUAUGCGGAAGGGUAUAAUCAGAAUUAUGAUUAUAUAAAUGAGGAUGUUACCCUCGACUACGGGGACGAGGCCAAAGCCAAGCCGCAUAACAAUGGACCUAUACCCGGUCUUAAAGAUUUUAAAGCACAGGACAAAAUAGAACCGGCGGAUGACGAUCUACCUCCAUUACCAACAGAUAUAUCAACGUUACCUAAUGCGGACAAAAGCAAUUUAUGGCCUGGGGCUAUUUUUGCAUUCAAACAACUGGACCUCUCGAAAGCUACGAAUUGGCAACCCCAAGUAUCUCCAUAUCGCACUGCAAUUGUAGAGAAUAUCACUUCAAGCGAUAUAAUCACAUUUCGCCUUGCCAAACGCGAUCGAGAUGUACUAGAAACUGAUGAGGCGGAUGAAAAUAACCCUCGAAGUUAUACCAAGUUCGAAAUGCCUGGUUUUGAUGAGGUGGAUGAGGAAGACGAUGGUUUGAGGGAUCUUGAGAUCCAUAACCUCAUUGAUGCAAAACUGGUUAGCGCUGCUGCGCGUGUGUCCGCGAAUAAGCCAAGAGAGCAACUUGCAGAUAUAGAAGAGGACCCGGUAAAGCUCCGGGAGGAAGAAGGGUUGGAAGAUCUGGCGGAUGAGCCGACAGAUUUAGGUAAUGAGGUGGCGGAGACGCAAAACGUUCGCCUUACUGAGCAAGCGCCUCUUCUUACCUCUUCACCGCCAGGGGAUAUACAUGUUUCCUCUCCUAGCCGCCGGGAAAUAUCGCAGCUCAUCAGAGAUGCUGGAUUUAGAUCGUCUGUAAAUUCUGAGUUGGCCGCCCCUAAUAAUGACGAGGUUGUGCGAGACAGCGGUCCCAAUCUGGAAGAGAAUAAGCAGGACGACACUGAAGAAACUAUUCAGGAACGCAGCUCUGGGGGUGAGGCUGCCGUGCAAGAAAACGGCCCUCUUCCACAGGAGAAUGAGCAACACGACGUUGGAGAAUCCCUUCGUGAAAAGAGCCCGUUUAUCGCAUCGCCUAAAUUCACCGGCUUUGAUUAUAUCCCAUCCCCAGAAGCAUCAGCGGAAGCUCCUGCAGAAUCUGAACCUCGCAAAUCUCCGAGUCCUCCCUUGGAUUCCACCGUUCCAGAAACAAAAUUAUCCCCGUUGUCCGCUUUAGAAAACUGGAUAUCUGCGAACACCUCCACACAUGGUAGCGAUAGAGAAAACGCACCUCAACCGCCAAACAAUUUCAACGAGCCUGAUUUGUCGGACGAUGACAGUGAUAGCAAUACAAACUCGCUCGUACCUAACCCAUUUUACGAAAUUGACCAUCUCUCCGAUAAUGACCCGGACCCAACAAUUGAGGACCUCCUUGCGGAGUCCACCCCAUGCCCACCAAAGACAUUAAAACCAUUAUCUAAUUAUCAGCCUGCUGGAUCAACCUCACCACCACCAAAAGACAGUCCUCACAUGAAAACUCAGCAUCCAGCAACAAAAUCCACUUCACCUCCGUCACAUGAAGAUAACUUUCCCACUGCAGAAGUUCAUGAUAGAAAUGAAGACAGCCAGCCCUCCGCGUCUCAGAUUCCCGAAGGGUCAGUAGUGGUAGACCUAACUUUGUCGAGUGAUCCAGCAGCAGAUGAUGAAGACUUUGAGGAGGACUCGUCACUGUUCCAUGGCCCCGGAUGGGUGGCUAAACGCAAACCAAAACCAAAGCUGAAGCCCAAAGCUAAUAAACGAGGUCGGGGAGGGCGGCAUGGAAGAAGCCAAAGACGUGGCCGACGUUCAAUACUAGAGAUUAAUAGGAGCAUUGUUUGA